Messenger RNA from Acanthosepion pharaonis, 1233 nucleotides. The record is from the annotation of a GenBank genome assembly. Lineage: Eukaryota; Metazoa; Mollusca; Cephalopoda; Sepiida; Sepiidae.
AUGUUUUUCUUCUUUCAUUCUGCUUUUAAAGAAUCGUUUCCACAUUCCUUUCUUAUUAUCUUUCUUUUCUUCGACUUUUUUUAUCCUUAUCUUUUUCCAACUCUACAGAUCUAUCUAUCUAUCUAUAUAUCUAUAUUUAUAUCUAUAUCUAUCUAUCUAUCUAUCUAUCUAUCUUCAUCUAUCUAUCUAUCUAUCUAUAUAUAUAUAUAUAUAUAUAUGCAUGAAUAUCUAUAUAUGCCAACUGCUAAGUUGAGUUACAUUUGCAUCCAUCUAUGUCUACGUCUCUCCUCUUUUUUUUUUACUGUCUUCUGUCUGUUGUCAACACUUUGUAUGUUUAUAUGGCAAUUCAUUUUCCCGUCCCAGCUUGUGAAUAGCUUACUCUUCUUUUUCUCCAAUUUCCUAAAAAGCAGUUCUUCUCAGUGGUUGAAUACAUGCCAUAAUCUAUCUAUCUAUCUAUCUAUCUAUCUAUCUCUUAACAUUGAUUGCUAUGCCUUUCUUUCUUCUAUCUAUCUAUCUAUCUAUCUAUUUUCUUUGUUCCUCUCUAUAUAUGUUAACCUGCUAAUUUCUACAUAUCUAUCUAUCUAUCUAUCUAUCUAUCUAUUUCUUUCUAUCUAUCUCAGCCUGUUCAUAUCUAUCUAUCUAUCUAUCUAUCUAUCUAUCUAUCUAUCUAUCUCACUCAAUUCAUAUUUAUAUUUGACAUCAUCUAUUUUAAUCUGUUUCUAUCUAUCUAUCUAUCUAUCUAUCUAUCUAUCUAUCUAUCUAUCUAUCUCAGUCUGUUCAUAUCUAUCUGUUUGUCUAUCCACCCUGCUAAAUGUAUUUACACGUUUACGUAAUUUGACGAUCAAAAUAAAUGUGUCCUCCUGGUGGUUACGAACACAGCUGCCUCUUUAUUUUCUCCUGACACUGAUUGGUUACUGGGCGAACGUGUCAGUUUUCGACAUUGAUCAGAGGAAGCAAUCUCCUUUCGCCAUUUAUCGUAACAAGAAACCUAGCUUCUUUAGUCUCGCUACUUCGCCGUCAUAUCCAUUUCUCUUUUUGCGUCAACCGAAUCCUUUCACAACGGAAUACGAUCGUUUCUUUUCAUUGUUCCGUUCCGCUUUCCAAUAUCUACCGUUUGGUGUCGCUGUCAGCGCCACUCGUGAUUCCCGCGAAAUUGAAAACCAGUUUAAAUUAACUAUACGCACGGUAUACGUCUGUUUGUCUCUCUACUCUCUCAUUCUCAUUCAUUUGUGA